CAUCGUAAAAACCGGAAGAGUGGCGGCUCGCGUUAUUGCGGUUGACCUGAGAGCGAGAGACAAGAGACUUUUGCAUUUGUGAGCACAAGGCACCAGGCCAAGUGUGAGAGGCAUCGUUGGCCACAUGUCUCUCCGAGCCGCUUGUCCAUUGAGAAAAAAAGUCCGAAAACGCCGAGUGUGUUUACGUAAUCGUGAAAUUAUCUAGUUUGUGCCACGUUCCGCCAACCGAACUCUAAUAAUUACCCAUAUAUAUACAUAUAUACAUAAAAUUUCUUAGCUGCAAGUGUUUCAAUUUUUUUUUUUUUGAUCCCCACUUGCUUAUUAAAUAUUACAAGUUAUUUUAACAAAUAAAAAAAAACGUGCAAACACGAGUCUCGGAAACUCGGAAUUUUUUCCGCCGUCUGCUAGUUCACAUCGUAACUCGCGUCUCGUCCUUCCAUCGCCUCGUGUUUGUUUCGAAUAAAAAAAAAACUAAAAAAAUCCAGUGUUUGCGAUUUUUUUUUUAAACUAAAGCGACAAAAGAAAUUGAGGAAUUUUUUUUCUUUUUAAUUUCGUGAUUUUAAAGAAAAUAAAAAAAAGAGUUAAGAACCUGUUAACCGGUGGUUUAAUUGUUGGUGAACAUAACCUCAAAAGAGAGAGAGAGAGAGAGAGUGGGGAAAAAAGUUCGUAAAUCGCGAAUAAUUGAUCGCGUUUUUUUUUCGUUAUUAUGAAGUGUUGAAGGGAAAAAAAAUUAAACCCCCACCCCCCCUUAGUGAGGGAGAGUAAUAAAAAUUGUGAACAUUUUAAUGCUCGUGGGUGUGCGGGGGAGCUGACUUGGCUUUUCUCUGGACCUCGUGUUUUUCUGUCCUCGGGUGCCAAGAUGGCGGCGAGGGUGAGCGGCCAGAGCAGUAACGAGUCGACGGAUCUCCCCGGGCCUGGUGUUUCAUAUGCGAGUGUUCUCAAUAAUUUACAAAGGACAAGUGCAAAUAAAGAAAAUAUUUCUUCAUCAUCGUCAACAACUCAUGUUAAAGAAAAUCUUGAAACCACCACGACAAUUGGAAUCAAUGAAAAAAAAGAACAGGGAAAAUAUCAAAAAACAAAAAAAAAUACUACGCCCCUGAAUAGAGAGACGACAAAUCUCCACGAGGUGGAAAAAAAUAAUGUUACCGGUAAUAAUGAAAAUUUGGAAUUAAUAACAACAAAACAACGAAAUUCUGGUGAUAAAAUGAAAAAAGAAAUAAUUAUUAAUGGCGAAAUGGGUAGUGAUGGUGAAUUUCAAACAGUUGCACCAAAGAGUGCGCGAAGAAAGGAGAAAUUACGAGAACACAUUAGAGAUCAACAUAUUAGAGAGAGACAUAGAAAUCGCGACAGACAUCAUCAGCAGCAGCAACAGCAGCAGCAGCAACAACAAUCAAGAGGUCACAGUGGUGGGAGUAAAGAUAGAUUUAAAGAGAGAAUAACGCAGGAGAAUAAUAAAGAAAAGGAUAAUAAUCAUGAUGAUGAUGAUGAGGAACAACAACAGCAGCAACAACAACAACAACCGGUGAAAUAUGUUGAAGCACCAUUGCCAGCGAUUAAUCCAUGGAUUAAAUGUAAUAAAAAUUCCACUGUUUCAAAUUCUGUUGUUCCAAUUCCGGUUCCUGUUGUCGUUAACGAGCAAAGAGCCGCCGAGAGAGAGAAAAGAGUUUUACAACCACAGCAACAACAAACUAAACAAAUUGAAAAUGGCGUCGCUCCAGUGGUUCAACCGACAAUUGUCAGAGCACCGAAGGACAGGAGAAAAAUAAAUCAGAAGGCGAGUGACUUCUCUGAUAUUUGUGACUGGCCUUCAUUGGGAGCCCAAGGGGAAAAGAAAACAGUUGUGUCAACAACGCCAAAACAAAAUGGUAUCGAGCAAAAUAAUUCCAAGGAGAAUCAUGCAAGUAGUACCACCACUGAUAACAAAGGCAAGGAAAAUAAGGAGCAAAAUCAUUGCCAGGAUGACAGUGAUGAACACACUGACGUCAAUGAUAAGAGGAAAAAAGUUAAUAAACAAAAAUGGGUUCCUUUGGAAAUCGAUCUGGCGAAAAAUAGAAACAAGAGAGUUCGAUCUCCGAAAUUUCGCAGCCAAAGAGAUAAAAGUGAAGAAGAAAGCUGGAGGGACAGAGAUGAGAGAUCAAACUACAAUUACAGAGGGAGAGGAGGUCGAAGUUAUCGUGGCCGAGGAAGAGGUCGUGGAUCAUCUCGUGGUGGAUAUAGAAACAGAAGUGAACAAGAUUUUCCAGAAUACCUCAUCAAUAAUUAUUCUCAGGUACCGAAAUAUGGUCAAACGGAUCCUUACAUGAUGCCUUAUAUUGGAACAUUUUAUUUUAAUAAUGCCAAUUAUUUGGAUCUGGAUAACAUAACAUUGAAGGAAUAUAUUAGAAAACAAAUAGAAUAUUACUUCAGUGAAGAGAAUCUAAUGAGAGAUUUCUUCUUGAGAAGAAAAAUGGACGCACAAGGAUUUUUGCCAAUCACUUUGAUAGCAUCGUUCCAUAGAGUUCAGGCAUUGACAACAGACGUUGCUUUGGUGAUUGAAUCAAUCACUGAGUCUGAUAAAUUGGAAAUGGUCGAAGGUUUUAAAGUGAGAACAAACAUUGAUCCUCUAAAGUGGCCAAUUUUAGAUUCGGCGGGUAAUCCAAUUUUUGGUGAUUCCGCGGAAAUGUCGUCGUCACAUCCACAAAAUGAAAUGACAAAUGAAAUGUUAUUUCCUUCAAUGCAAUCGGAAUUUUGUCCAGUUGCACAGCCAUUAACAACAAUACCCGCGCCACCAGUGCCCAAAAUUUAUACAGUUUUUGCGCCAACCGAUGUUGUUGGUCGUCUCAGUGAAUCGGAAAGUGUUUCAUCGUCAAUUGGCGAUAGUUUAAAUCCCGAUGUACCCGAAUUUGUACCCGUUAUUCAUGCAAAAAUUGACGAAGAAGAAGAAGAACAACAACAACAACGUGAAAUGAAUAAAGAAAUUCACGAUAGAGUUGAUGUGACUACUAAUAAUAGUAAAACAAGUGUCACGUCUCGUAAUGAUAAGGAAUCAAUGAUGAAGACAGAGAAAAAGGAAACAAAAGACAAGAAACGCGAGGAGAAACGAGAAACAUUACUUAAUGGAAAUAAAGGACCCGAUGAAGUUUGGAAAGAGGUGAAGAGAAGAGUGAAACAACCACCAAAGGACAAAUCAUCAGAAGAUAAAGAAAAGAAGGAAAAAGAAGUACGAGAAGAAUUGGAUUUUCAAUUUGAUGAGGAACUCAACACUCCACCUCCAACAGGUCGUCACAACGCAUUUUCCGAAUGGUCAGAGGACGAUGAUGAUUGUGAACUUUCGGACGGUGACAUUAAUAAAUUGUUGAUUGUCACACAAACAUCAGUGGCGAUUUCAUCGCGUAUUCCAAAACACGAGGGUCAUGAUCGCACUGGGGAUUGGACAACAAGAGUUAAAAUGAGUCAGGAACUUGAGCAGGCAAUUGACGAUGGACUUUUUUAUUACGAAGAGGACCUGUGGACCGAAGAUGGCACAAGGUACGGAUCGUUGUCGUCGAUUGGAAGCUACAAGACAGUCAAUAUUAUCAGUCAGGAAGUUUUUGAGAAAAUUGCACCAAAAGCACCACGUAAAGCAAAUCCGGAAGUACCUCCGCCACCUCCCGCUGUCGAUGAAGUCGAAGUGCCACAAGUGACAUUUGCACCGACGCCAAUUGUUGAGGAACAGGAGAAACGUGAGCGUAAAGGAGAAAAGGACGGAAGACGAUUGGAUCGAGGUAUUGUUAGCGGAAGAAGAGGCGCAGUUCCUCGAUUUUUCGCUGUCGUCAAAGAUGAACCUUCAUUUGAUCCACGAACACCAAGAAAACGUAAAACUCGUCACAGCAAUAAUCCACCCGUUGAACAUCAUGUCGGAUGGAUUAUGGACGUCAGGGAACACAGACCUCGCACAUAUUCCACUGGAAGUAGCGCUGGAACAAGUCCGAACGAAGGAUUUUUGGCCAGCAGCUGUGGAAGUGCACCACAAUCGCUUCCAACAUUUCAUCAUCCUAGUCACGCGUUACUCAAAGAAAAUGGAUUCACCCAACAAGUUUAUCACAAAUAUCAUUCUCGUUGCUUGAAAGAGCGCAAGAGACUUGGAAUUGGACAAUCACAAGAGAUGAAUACACUUUUCCGAUUCUGGUCAUUUUUCCUGAGGGAAAAUUUCAAUCGCAGUAUGUACGAGGAAUUUCGAAGUUUGGCAAAGGAAGACGCGAGCGAGGGGUAUCGUUAUGGUCUCGAGUGCCUUUUCCGCUUCUAUAGUUAUGGUCUUGAGCGAAAAUUCAGGCCGCAACUUUAUAAAGACUUUCAAACGGAAACCGUUUCCGAUUAUGAGAAUGGACAAUUGUACGGUCUUGAAAAAUUCUGGGCGUUCUUGAAAUAUUACAAACACGCAGUGGAACUCGAUGUCGAGGCAAAAUUAAAAGAUCAUCUUUCCAAAUUCAACAGCAUUGAAGACUUCAGAGUUGUCGAGCCACAAAUAAAUGAAGUCUCGAGAUCACAGGCAUCAAAGCGUCGUAAUCGAAGUUAUUCAGAAUCAGCUGGUGCAAAUGAAACAUCACCAACGCGUCGUGUUCGUUGUUUAUCGGGUGGCUCAAGUACAGUUACACUUGAGGCGUCUACAUCGUCCUCGGGUCCAUCGCAACCAAAAUUACGAUUCGAAACAUCAUCAUCAUCAACAACAACUGCCUCUCAAUAUCGUAAUCGUACCGGUUCUUUUGGUUCCGGUCGUCUCACCCAUUCCAAACGACGAAGCGAUUCAUCGAGUCAACGCGAUCUCGCCAAACAAACAGCACAAUUUGGCAAUCGGCACAAAACUCAGGAAGUCGCAAAAUCUCAACGACAACAACAACAACAACAACAAGCAACAAAAUCUGGUACUGCCGAUAAACCAAAAACAGAACCAACUGUCGUCACCGUUGCUGCGCAAAAGUGAUGUGUUUUAUUUUCUUUUUAACUUUUUGGUUAUUUGUUGUGUCCAGAACUCAAAAAUUCAAAAAUCUCUUUUUUUUCUUCAACCCAGAGAAUUUUGUUGGACAUUUUAUUUUUUUUGUCUCUGUUUUCAAUUGGCGACGAAUAGAAGAAAAUCAAAGUGAUGUUUUUUUUUUUUUCAUUUUUUUUUUUUUUUUUUUUUUUUUUUUUUUUGAAAAAAAAACGAUUCCACUUUUUGAGUGGAAAAAAAAAUGCAGAAAUUUUAAAACGAUGCGCAAAAAAAAUGGUCGUUAGACGGAGUUUUUUUCGGAAAAUUAAAAAAAAAAAAAAAAACUAUAUUUUUUCCUUACAAAUUAGUUUGGAUGUGGAAAAAAGGUAAUUGUUUAUUUUUUUUUUUUUUUUAGAAAUUAAGUGUGAAUUUAUAAGAACUGAUGUAAUUUUUUUCUUCAUUUUUUUUUCUUAUAGAAUCCUGAUGAGGCGAAAACCAUUUGACGCACUUUCAAUAAGAUAGAUGUAGAUUUAUUAUUUUUUUUUCUGUAUUUUAGAAGUUGUUACUAUUACGACUAAUUUAAUUAUCGUAAGUAUUAGACAUUGAAUUACAAGUUUUUGGAUUUUUUUUUUCUUUUAGAAAUUAAAAAAAAAAAAAAACCUCAAGGGGAACUUUCUUUGUAUUUUCUUUUUCUUUGACAGUUUUGUGGAACGCCAGUCAAAAAAAAAAUUUUAGACAUGACAUUCCGUUUUGUUAAUUGCAAAUUUCAGAGGGGUUUAAAGUUUAGCAAUUUUUUUUCAAUUUUCUUUUCUUCUUUUCGACUUUGAUCAGAAAAAAACGAUUUUUUUUUUGAAAUAUGGGCACAAUUUUAUUAAAUUAGGUUGAUGUUAAUUUUAUUUUUUGUAUAAAUUUGAAAGAAAAAAAGUAACAAUUAUAAAAUUUGCUGUGAAAAAUAAUAAUAAUAAUAAUAGUAAUAAUAAUAGUUAAGGUGUAGAGGAAGAAUUAAAUUUAUUUUUCUGAACUUUUUGAAUAUGUAAUUAUUAUGGGAAAAAUUAAUAUUUUAUAAACAUUUCGAUUUAAUUUUCUAAUUGGGUAAAUUUAAGAAAGAAAUUAAAUUUUCCAAAUUUUCUUUCCUCAUUGGAAAAAGAAUGAAAAAACAAAAAUUGUACAUGAUUUUCUUCACAUAUAUUUGUAAAUUAUUUUUUUACUAUGUAAAAAAAAACAAAAAACAAAAUUUUUUUUCCUUGAAUUUUUUUUAAAAUUAUUUCUAUUUUAAAAUUUUUCACCUUUUUUUUAAUUUUGAGAAAAAAAUUUUUUUUUUCAGGGGAGAAUUUUUUGAAAAAUAAAUAUUUAUUUUUUGAUUAAGAAAAGGAGAAAAAAAUAGAAAUUUAUCAAUUUUAGAUAAAAAAAAAAAUUAAUUAAAAGGAAAAAAGGUUAAUUUUUUUUUUGGGUUGUAAAUUAAUUUAAUUUUUGAUGAAAAUAAAAAUGAAGUUAUUAAAAGUGGUGAAAAAAAACCGAUAUGUGAUUUUUAAUAAGACUUUCAACUAAAUAUGGAAAUAAAAGAAAAAAACUUUUUUUCUGAUCAAAGAUAUAAAAAAGAAGUUAAAUUCGGGAAAAAGAAAAAUGAAAUUUGUUUUUAAUUUUCCGUCUUCGAUCUCGCAUCACUGCCACAAUUCUGCGUUUGUUUUGUUUGUUUUUUUUUUUUUUUUUUUGCGAAUUUCUGUCGUGUUUUCCAGUGAUAAAAAAAAAUGCGCUUGCCUCCAUUUGUUUCACGAUAAAAAAAAAAGAAAUAAUUUAGCACAAAUAGUCUACAAUCAAAUCUUACCGCUGAGAAGAAAUUUCCCAGAAAAACCGUGUUUUUUUUUUAUUAGACUCUUAUUUUUUUAUUAUUACUAUUGUUGUUGUUAUUAUUAUUACUCUAUUAUUAUUUUUAUUUUAACUAUUCUUAUUAUUAUUAUUAAUAUUAUUUUUACUAUUUUCAUUAUUAUUAUUAUUAUUAUUAUUAUUAUUAUUAUUAUUAUUAUUAUUAUUAUUAUUAUUAUAAUUAUUUCUUAAAAAAAAACAAUUUUACAUAAAUUAAAAAAAAACUUAUUUUUCAUGGUUCUUUAUCAUUGUUAGAAUUUGUCUUUCUAUAAUUUUCUGGGAUAUUUUCUUAUCGUGGAAGUUUUUUUUUGUCAACUGUAAAAAAAAGAAAAAAAUCUAAAAAAAAAUAAAAAAAUAGUGAAUAAAACUUGCUCACAAUUUUCAGUCUUGUAUAUAACGAUUUAAAAAAAAAUGAAUUAGAUAAUAUUAAGAAUUGUUAUUAGAUUUAUCAAAUAGUUUUUUAAGCGAGUGACUAUAUUUAGUUGAUAAUUUUUAUGAUUAUUUGUGCUGAACACGAUUAAUUAAUUAAAUAAUCAAUUAAUUAAUUAAUAAGACCCAAUAAGGCUUAGUUUUAAUAAGUUUCAUGAAUAUUUUAAGUCCUAAUAGAGAAAGAGGGUAUGAUAAAUAGAAAAAAAAAUGAAAGAAUGAAAGUAUAAAUGUGUGUGUGAAGGGAAAAAAAAAAGUUCGCUCGUGGCGUACAAAAAAAAAAAUGCAAAAAAAAAAAAAGUUAUUUUUAUCAACGCAGAAAACUUUCCAAAGAACCUUUAAAAGUUCCUCCCGUUUUUUUUUUUGUUUUUCUUUCACAAGAACAAUUUUUGACAAAUUUUUUUUUUUGAUUUUUUUCAAAUUGCAAAAAAAAAUUUUUUUUACGUUUUUUUUUAAUUGAUUAUGAGGACGGGACGAAUUUUAUUUUCGGCGUACACCAAACGUAGCGAACAUGUCAGUUUGUAAAUUAUAUAUACAUAAAAAAUAUCAUAUUGUUA
Molecule: messenger RNA, 7770 nt
Organism: Leptopilina boulardi
Lineage: Eukaryota; Metazoa; Arthropoda; Insecta; Hymenoptera; Figitidae
Gene: larp
Product: la-related protein 1
Exons: 17
Coding region: 860-4939 (1359 amino acids)
Biological process (GO): mRNA stabilization; positive regulation of translation
Cellular component (GO): cytoplasmic stress granule; cytosol
Molecular function (GO): RNA cap binding
Source: RefSeq, a predicted model, not a curated record